This is a messenger RNA of Daldinia decipiens, 1516 nucleotides long. RefSeq lists its product as uncharacterized. NCBI's taxonomy places the organism in Eukaryota, Fungi, Ascomycota, Sordariomycetes, Xylariales, Hypoxylaceae. The record is from RefSeq and is a predicted model, not a curated record. The transcript has a single exon. The coding region runs from base 600 to 1223 and encodes 207 amino acids.
GUGGGGUUCAUCAUAUAGGAUCAGAACUUCUGAUCAAGACAAAACCGCUACAACGUUUCAUAUCACUAUGUACAAAACCACGCGCUUCGUGCCGCAGACGCCUUUUCCCCUAACCCACCUAUGUACUAGUUAAACGGGAGGCACGCACUCUAGAAUCGGAAAUCUCCCCCAUCAGUAGGUAUCCGUUGCCGACGAUCAGCCCCAAACGCUACCUCUUUGGGUUGCUGUCUGCCUGCAUUAGGUAGUUGUAAAAAGUCGUGAGGAUCCUUUUCACUCAUGGCAUGGUAGCAUGCUGAUUCCUAGGAUACUUCACAUCACGUCUAAGUUAAGCAGGCCGAAGUGUAUUAGUUAUAGACCAGGCUGCCGAUAAUUCCGAGGGAGUAAACCGGCGAGAAGAAUGAAGGAAUGAAUGUUUAAAAUAUCUAGCAGCUACCUACGUAGAGAGGAGAGAAAAGUAUAUAUUCUCUAUCACCUCCCCUCAUUGUAUAACUUGAAUUAACACAUUAUCAAUCACCAUCGUCAACUUACUUCCAUAUAGACGAGCAUUCAUUUCCUCAGACACUCUUUACAUUUUUUUACUACGCUCAUUUCAAUCCACGAUGAAGUUCACUUACUUGCUCUCUGCCUUCUUGGCUACAUUAGCCGCCACUAGUCCCAUUGCCACCGUAUCCGACCCGGCUGAGAACACAGAGCUCGUCACUCGUGCUGAUAACGCAGUAGAGAGCGCAGAGUUAGUUGCUCGUUCUCCGACUGUGGAAGAGACACCUCAGUACGCGGCUAUCAAAGCGAAACACUCGAAUCUAAAGAAAGAUCACUAUUAUUACUUUUACGUAACAUGGCCGCGUGGGUCAAUAAUCCAGGGGGACCACGAGACGAAGGCUGAGGUAGAAGAGUUGAGAAAUAGUCUGGGCUUCGACCAUAUCGGGAUUAUAGUCGGCCAAGUAACCGAGACAGAAAAGACCGUGAAAAAGAAGUCCACCCUCAUCAAGAACUUCCAGGCUAGAUUAUUCCAUUUGACCAAGGACAAAUCUGGCAAGUCCGUAUUCACCAUGACUGAGUGGAAAAGCGACCAUAAGCCGCUCCGCUUUGGUGGUGAGACAAACAAGAGAAAGCACGAUGCGGUCAAGAGAAAAGCGCAGGACUGGAUUGAAGAUCACCCGACUUACAACGUCCAAACCAACAACUGCAACACAUUCGUUCACAAUAUUGCUACGUCACUUUGAUGAACGAGUCGAUAUGUACCUACUCAUAAAUUAAAAGCAGAUGAUAUACACUGGAGGUAUGGCCUGGUACUGACCGAAAAGCAUACUUCUCCUUCUUGUAUGUAAAUUUUACAUUGGAUCUUGGCGGGGUUAUUGGGACAGGGACAAAAACAGGGACUUGAUGGAGGUAAACAUGUCGUACAUAACACACUCGCUUUGUAUUUGGUUUUCGGGCUAUAAAAUUUGAUAUAUUCUACUCAAUCCCAUGUAACUUGUGACCCUUCUUAUAAUUUAAUAUCAGGCUAGAUCUACCC